AUGGCCCUUCGCAUGAUGUACAGCAAAACAUUGCGGCUAAAGCAAUUUAACCCAUUUUGCGUCGGCAAUUGCCUAUCUCAACAUCUACCGAAUGUGGCCAUCACACCAAUCCGCUUGUCGUCUUUCAGCUCCUCGGAGCCGGUAGGCAAUAUCGCUCAGUUUCCAGAGGUGGAAGUGGUCCGAAACCCUCCGGAGUGGAAGUAUGUCGAACGGAUACUAGCGCCACGGACAGUACCGGCACCGCGGUCAAAAGAGAGCUACCCUUCCGGAUGGCAACCACCGAGCCCACAGGCCGGGCUAAAGUAUACUGUGCUGCGAACGAAAAAUCAUAUGCUGCCGGUCUACCUUCAACGUUCCUUCCGUGGACAGCGCCGUAUAACGGCCGUGCGGCGUGUGGAGGGCGAUGUUUGGCAACUGGAAGCGGAAUUGCGGUACCUAAUCGAGAAGCAACUUAAUCGACCGAUCAUCACACGCGUUAACGAGAUGACGGGCCAGAUUGCGCUUAAAGGUGACCACGUGGCCGUGGUCGAAAAGUUCCUGUUAGAGAAAGGAAUGUAAGGGUGCGUAUGGUAACUAUCCAAAUAAAAUCUGUUAGCUCCGUA
Molecule: messenger RNA, 602 nt
Organism: Anopheles cruzii
Lineage: Eukaryota; Metazoa; Arthropoda; Insecta; Diptera; Culicidae
Gene: mRpL49
Product: probable 39S ribosomal protein L49, mitochondrial
Exons: 2
Coding region: 1-558 (185 amino acids)
Biological process (GO): translation
Cellular component (GO): mitochondrial large ribosomal subunit; ribosome
Molecular function (GO): structural constituent of ribosome
Source: RefSeq, a predicted model, not a curated record